ACAACUAUACCCACAACCUCUCCGGCGGAUUUCUCCGACGUUUCCGAUUCAAUCCGAUUUGAUGCAAUGAAUUAAAAUGGUAGACGGUGGAAAAAAGAAUGCGAACAAUCCUGACCCGAAAAGGGGUAUUUUGAGUAAUGACAAUACACAACCAGUGGACACUCAAAUUUCAUCCGAGUCAUUCCCAGGGAAGGAUCCUGAGUUGUACCGUAACCAAUGUAUGGUUCCUGCUGAUGACCGUCUUUUCUUCAAUGAUGCCUUUGAGACCCAACUUGUAAAUCUUUGUGGUGAAAACCAGUUUUUGGAUUUCGGUGGUGAAACACAAGUGGUGGAUUUCGGCGGUGAAACGCAAGUUGUGGAUUUUGGUGGUGAAACACAAGUGGUGGAUUUUUGUAGUGAAACUCAACGGGUGGAUUUAGGUGGUGAAACCCAAGUGGUGGAAGAUCAUGAUGGUCUACAAAAUGAACGCAUCCGGACUUCUGAAAACCUCAGUUCUAUUGAUCAGGUGAAGUUUACUAAAAGCAACAAUUCCAACACGGGUUAUGAGAGUUCGAUUUCACAAUCAGAUGUUCUAAGCAAUGACAAGCAUCAAUCAGGAUCUCUGCAACGAGGGUUUACUUCAAUCCGUGCUGCAUCUGUCAGGGCUUCUGGUUUGGCUGCUUAUGACAUGAGCCAUAAAGGGACAAAAGGAAGUACACGGUCUAUUAAAAAUGGCAAUCUUCUGGAGAAGGAAAGUCCUGGCCAAAAUGUGACAUCUAUGGUUGGACCUCAAUCUGAAGUCAGGAAGGAGCUUAACCCGAAUGCUU
Molecule: messenger RNA, 806 nt
Organism: Nicotiana tabacum (common tobacco)
Lineage: Eukaryota; Viridiplantae; Streptophyta; Magnoliopsida; Solanales; Solanaceae
Source: RefSeq, a predicted model, not a curated record